This is a messenger RNA of Theileria parva strain Muguga, 1788 nucleotides long. RefSeq lists its product as uncharacterized. The transcript is spliced from 5 exons. Lineage: Eukaryota; Apicomplexa; Aconoidasida; Piroplasmida; Theileriidae. The record is from RefSeq and is a predicted model, not a curated record. The coding region runs from base 322 to 1617 and encodes 431 amino acids.
AAAUUUUAUUAUUUCAUUUUUUUACUAAGCACUUUUUAAAUUCUCAUUUUUAAUUCAACCUACAAUAUUGUUAUCUUAAUCCUUACUUAUUUAAAUUUUUUAUAUUCCUCUUCUAAAACUUACGCUCAAUGACCUUCCUCUAAUAUUUAACGUUUUUAUCAUUUUAUUUUAUUUUAUUUGAUGUAUUUUGGCUAAACUUUUACUUUUUUGGCACCGUUCCGCAUUCCUAUCCUUUGUACAUCAAUUUCUAGAUUUUUAGAUUUCUCACUUAUUUUACAAUCUUCUUUAUAUUUUAUACCAUGGUUUAAUUUUUAAUAAUUAAUGUGUAUAAUUGAUCCCAGCUCGAUUUUCGCAUGUGCGACUUUGGGUUGCGGGGUAUUGAGUACCGCCUACUUAGCUUCAAAUAUCGAUAAAAUUCCUCACCCAUCAGAAUGUGGUUUAAUUGGACUAUUCUAUCGCAUGACCAAUAUUCACUCACAUGAACCUUUGGAACUAACAAUUAAGCUCAAACACGUCACUUCUAGUUUUAUAAGGUCGAAAUAUUUCAUCGAAGUUGUUUCUGGGAGGUUUAAAUAUCCUACUGAAAAGUUUAGCCCCAAAAACAAUGAAAUACAUUUCGACAUUGACUUGUCGGUACAUUUACGACAGUGUGAUGACUUCAUAACAAUUAAUUUGUACAGGAGUCAUAUGCUCCAAAAUAAGCUUUGGGCGACAUUAAAAGUUACACUUGAUAAUAUUUUAAAUAUACCAAAACUAAGGAGCUAUACAAUGGAAGGAUCGCAUUUUACUAAAAUAUAUUUUUCAAUACACAGGUUCGGUUCGAACCUAGUGGACCAAUUGGAGUCUCCUUUAAAAAUGUAUGCACUCACAGAGCUACAAAACGAUGGAGUUAAGGAUGUGGAGGAAUAUAUGCUGGAGCAUUUGAAUGGUGAAACCCCGGACAACAAACAUCUCAGAUUUUAUUCGUUUGCAGUUUCAGGCGAACUCGAGAUCAUUAAUGAUUUAACUGUAUAUUAUAAAGAAUACUAUUUUAGGGCCAUUGAGCUCACUUCAGGCUACUGGGUCUGGUGUUAUUGGAAGAGCAGAGAAGAUUUCAAGAAUAAAAAAAAGGAGAAGGGACGGAUACCUAUGCUGUCAAUUGCUUUAAUUGAUAAAAAUAGGAUAGACAACCACGAGUUUUUUGUACGUUAUACAGAUAAGAACGGAUACAAACAAGAGUUUCUGGCAAAGUGUAUUAAUCGGAGCAGGGAUUCAUGGGUGGCCUGCAUGAAUGAGUUUAUACAAAUGGCAAGAACAGUGUAUUUCAAUAGUGAUAGGUACCAACGUUUGAGGAACCAACUAAACAUUGACCCUUCUGCCUUCAAGGAAGAUAUGGGCGGAUCGCCAAGGUUUAGGUUAAUCGGCGAAGGUUCUGAUUCAGACGACGAUGAUAACGAAGAGGAGGAUCCAGGAAUUGAUUCCAAUGAAUUAAAUGACAAAAUGGACGAAAAUUCUGAAGAAGAUGAUCAUAUGUACCCACACAAAUCUGAAGAUGAUUCUCAAUACGCAUCGAUGGAAAGAAACAUCCUGGAAAACAACAUAAAACUCAUGGAAUCCAAUUUCUAUAGAAAUUUUUAACAAAAAUUUAUUACAAAUUAACCAUUCGAGUUUAAUCUAGAUUUAUUUGUCACAACAACUCCAUCCGUACACACCCCGCAAAAUUGUCUAAAAUGUAUAAAUGAAGUUUAAAGUGGAAAUUAUCACUUUUGUAAAAUAUUGAUUUUAAACUUUAAUUUUUAAUUUAGUUUA